This is a messenger RNA of Anguilla anguilla (European eel), 3114 nucleotides long. RefSeq names its product transforming growth factor beta receptor 2b (gene tgfbr2b). The transcript is spliced from 7 exons. NCBI's taxonomy places the organism in Eukaryota, Metazoa, Chordata, Actinopteri, Anguilliformes, Anguillidae. Gene Ontology annotation, cellular component: plasma membrane; signaling receptor complex. Gene Ontology annotation, biological process: cellular response to growth factor stimulus; protein phosphorylation; transforming growth factor beta receptor signaling pathway. Bases 253 to 1908 code for a protein of 551 amino acids. The record is from RefSeq and is a predicted model, not a curated record. Gene Ontology annotation, molecular function: ATP binding; activin receptor activity; SMAD binding.
CCAGGGAGAGGGGAGGAGAGAAAAUGUCCUGCCCUUUCCCGAAAGAUUUCCUGUUUCACUAAAGUGAGUUCAGUCUGACUCAUAACCAGAGGUUCAUUUAGACAGCCCGACUGUUUGCAGAGCCAGGUCUUGCUCACCGUGCAAGAAAAAAUCACGUCUUGUUAAUAUUUCUCCAAACUUUUCUCCUCCAUUUUGUCAGACGGUGUAAAAACAGUUUAAUGAACAUCAAGGGAAGGAAUUACUGUUUUUCAAAUGGAGCCACGUAGUUUUUCAAUGGUUUGGUGGGGCACGAUAUUCUUCGUUUACUUUGUUCGUCUUGAUCAAGCGGAUGGGACCUUUAACUUUUUCAAGAUGCGGAAUCUCUGCAAAUUCUGUGAAUUGAAGGCAUCCACCUGUGAGGACACCGGCACUUGCUUCUCGAAAUGUGGCAUCACUUCCAUAUGUGACCAACUAGAUGAGGUCUGCGUCAGCAUCUGGAGGAAGAAUGAUGAUAACAUCACCGUGGAGACAUUGUGUCAUCACCCAUCCAAGCAGCUCUAUGGCCUGAUGCUAGAUGACUACAACACAAGCAAGUGCCUGAUGAAGGAGAAGAAGGUCCCUGGCUCGAAGUUCUACAUAUGCUCCUGCACUGGCGAAGAGUGCAACGAUGAGCUCACGUUCCCUCCCUGGACCCCCCAUGAAGAUAACCAGGUUCUGCUGGUCAUCCUGGUCAGCCUGCUCCCAUUGCUUAUCCUGGCUGUGCUGGUCAUUGCCACUUUCUACUGGUACCGGGUUUAUCGGCGGCGCAAGCUGAACCAGGAGUGGGAGAGCAGGAAGCCCAAACGGAGCAAGGGCGCGGUGGACUGCAGCGACGCCUGCGCCAUCAUGAUCAGCGACCGUGACUCCGAUUCCAGCUCCACCCACGCCAACAACCUCAACCACAACACCGAGCUGCUGCCCAUCGAGCUGGACCUGCAGGUGGGCAAGGGCCGCUUCGCAGAGGUCUACAAGGCCAAGCUCAAACAGAGCUCUUCCGAGCAAUUCGAGACGGUGGCCGUCAAGAUCUUCCCAGAUGAAGAGUAUGCAUCCUGGAAGAAUGAGAAGGACAUCUUCUCAGACAUCAACCUGAAGCACGAGAACGUGCUGCACUUCCUGACGGCUGAGGAACGCAAGGUGGAGAAGCAGUACUGGCUCAUCACCGCCUACCACCCCCGCGGGAACCUGCAGGAGUACCUGACCCGCCACAUAAUCAGCUGGCAGGACCUGUGGCUGCUGGGCGGGUCCCUUGCCCGUGGUGUGGCCCAUCUGCAUAGCGACCACACCCCCUGCGGACGUCCCAAGGUGCCCAUUGUCCACAGAGACCUGAAGAGCUCCAAUGUCCUGGUGAAGGGUGACCUCACCUGCUGCCUCUGUGACUUUGGCCUGGGGCUUCGAUUGGACAACUCGCUGUCUGUGGAUGACCUGGCUAACAGUGGGCAGGUGGGCACAGCUAGGUACAUGGCCCCAGAGGUCCUGGAGUCCAGGAUUAACCUGGAGAACAUUGAGUCCUUCAAGCAGACUGACGUCUAUUCCAUGGCCCUGGUGCUGUGGGAGAUCACCUCCAGGUGCAACGCCAUUGGAGAGGUGAAGGACUACGAGCCUCCCUUUGGCUCAAAGGUGCGAGAGCACCCCUGUGUGGAGAGUAUGAAGGAUAACGUCUUACGAGACCGAGGCCGUCCAGAGAUCCCCAGCAGCUGGAAUAACCACCAGGGUGUGCAGCUCGUGUGUGCCACCAUUAACGAGUGCUGGGACCACGACCCAGAGGCACGGCUGACUGCGCACUGCGUCGCCGAGCGCUUCCACGACAUGGAUCACAUGGACAAGCUGUCAGGGCGGAGCUGCUCGGAGGAGAAGAUCCCAGAGGACUGCUCCGUGAGUGAUGGGAAGUAGCUCCCACCACGCUUCCCUGACCAAAGCCAGGGGGUGGGGCUUAUUUUACUGAUCAAUCGCCCAGCUAUUCUGCCUGGACCAUGAGGAGCGCUCAACAGCAUCCAAUUCUGCUUUCCGCAGGGACUCUUGCUGUGAGUUUGGGGAACAGAGAAACUGGAAGAUAUAUACCAGUAUAUGUAUAUAUACCUGUAUAUGUAUAACACAUUGGUCCUCCUGGAUGACCUCACCGAGAGGGAGAAGCAAUAAGCUGGACAGAGGCAAUAUAAGCAUUUAUAAUCAAUGUAUUUUGCGCUUUAUCAAAAUACCUAUGCAAGACAAGACCAUGUGUUAAUGUACAUUCAUGAAGAGAGUAUAUUCAUGUAUUUUAAUGCGGCUGAGGGGCAUGGGUGCACUACCCCUCCCUCAGGAGUGAGAAUUGUACAGACAUGUUUAUAACAUUAAUGAUAAUCCAGCCUAUUUCUGCAAGGGAGGAAAUUGUACAGUAAACUGCACAACUCUAAACUGACAAGUGAUGUUAGGUAGAAGUUUGUGUGUGUGUGUGUGUGUACAUGAGUGUGUGUUCGAGUGUGUAUUUUUGUGCGUGUGUGUGCAUUUGUGUAAAAACAUUACAUUUCUUUCAAUGAAAAUACUAUGCAUAGCGUCAUCCAGGGAUGGGUGGGUUUCCGUAGGCCAUGAUGACAGUCUCGUGAAUUUGUGACCACUACUGAUUGGUCAGGUAGCCGCAAAUCCGUCUGUUAAUCUGCACGUGAAACGUCAUCCCCUCUCUCACGUCUGUGGGAGCCUGACUUACAAGCAGCAGUGUGAUGAGAAGUGGCGGCUUCAGGGCAGGGCAGGGCAGGGCUUGUCUGCGCUGUCCCAGAUCGACAGCGGAGGCGCUGGCAGUGAGCGCUGAUGGAGAUACAACUGGGCUUUCCAAAUUGAGGAGAAAAGGGGAGGAAAGUAUUUAGGAAACAAAUCAAUAAAACAUACUAUGCAGUGAAGCAGACUAUCAAAAGGGAAUAAAAAUAUCCUAUGCAAAGUAUGCUGAGGCUGGAAUUCUACUGACUGUAGUCCCAGCAGCGCUUUCCCUGCACAGUACAGUAUAUUACUACAGGUAUUAUUGUGAAAAGAAAAAAAACUAUACAGACCCCUCAAAGGUCUUAUUGUUCUUUUGUAUGUAAAGUAUUGUGUAACACAAUGAUUAAAGCAUUUCAGUAUUUACUCUAA